GCCGUUAAACUCGAAGAAGGAUGGCCAAGAAGACAAUGACGUAGCAUCCUCGAAAUUCCGGCUUCGGAGGAUCCUUCCUUGACUUUGAGAAACACCAGAGCCUGUCUAUGGAGAGCCUGUUCACUCCCUAUCUCACUCCCUAUUAAGCCCCAUUGUACCAACCCGGAAUUUUCCCGAGAGUGGAAGUUCUCCCCUUAUUAGACAUUCUCUGAAAACACCCAGAAGAACAACAACAGCGUUCUUCCUGAGGCCUGUACUACGAAGCAAGAUUUGGCGUUAACGAGUGCAACCUUGUGAAAGAAAAGAACAGUAGUUUCAGAAGAGAUGUCCUCCCAAGUCCGACUGAGGCUGCUGCCGAGAGCCAGAUGCAUGUUUGAUGAGCCGGUUCAGGUAAAGGUGGCCGGGCUGAGGGCGAGACAGGUGGUCACCAUGAGAGCCAGAUGCACUGACGACAAGGGACUGGUGUUCAGCUCCUCAGCCACCUACAAGGCUGAUGGGAGCGGGGAGAUCGACCUGGAGAGAGACCCCUCUCUCAGCGGGAGCUACGUCGGGGUGGAACCCAUGGGUCUGCUGUGGUCCAUGAGAGCAGACUCCUUGCACAAAAGGUUUCAGAUAAAAAAUUCACUAAACCCUCAUGUGGUGAAGUUAUCUGUGCACAGGGAAGAGGAGGAGGAAGAGGAGGGGGAGGGCAGGAUGCUGGCAGAGGCGACCAAUGAGAGGCUUCUGAUUGGAGACGGAGUUAGCCGGCUCCCCAUCAAAGAGGGGAAUAUCCGUGGAGUCCUGUUCACUCCCACAGGAAGAGGUCCAUUCCCUGCCGUGUUGGAUUUGUACAUUUUAGGAGGAGGUUUGUCAGAGAAAAGGGCUUCUCUGCUUGCCAGUAGAGGAUUUGUGGUCCUGACUGUAGUGGCAUAUGGUUAUGAUGACAUGCCCAAGAAGAUUAAAGGGGUCCAUCUGGAUUAUUUUGAGGAAGCAAUACAGCUUUUAAAAAAACAAGAUAAGGUGGGCAGUAAAGGAGUUGGUGUAUUAUCAUUUUCCAAAACUGGAGAUGUUGCACUAUCAAUAGCCUCUUACCUGCCAGGUGUUGAGGCCACAGUGUGCAUCAACGGCUGCUGUUCCAAUACAGUUUUACCCCUCUACCAUAAGAAGAGCCAAAUCCUCCCUCCGUUAAUGUUGGACAUCAGUAAGAUGGUUCCCACUGAGUCAGGGGCCUUUAUGGGCAAGAAUGUUAUGCAUAAUUCGCUGGCAGAGGAGAACAAGGCCACCCUGGUCCCCAUUGAACAAGCCAAGGGACGUUUCCUCUUUGUGGCUUCAGAGGACGACCUCAACUGGGACAGCAAGGCUUACAUGGACCGGAUGGUGGAGAGACUACAGCAUCAUGGGAAGGACAACUUUGAGAGUGUGUCUUACCCUGGAGCAGGACAUUACCUAGAGCCGCCAUACGGACCCUACUGCCCCUCCAGUUUUCAUGCGUUUGGUGGCACGACAGUCCUGUGGGGGGGUGAGCCCAGGUCCCAUGCAGCAGCUGAAGUCCACCUGUGGAGGAAGAUCCAGGAGUUCUUCAGAACUCAUCUCAGCUGUGAUGCUACACAAACUAAAGCCAGAUUAUAGAUACAAAUACAGUUGAAGUUAAUUUAAUGUUUUACAAUUAAGAAUCUCUUUGUAACAUUAUAUCUAGGAGGAUGUAAAAGUGUAUUUUUGUCUUCAUUUUUGUAUGGAUAAGGAUUAUAAAAAUGUAAGUGCACUAAAGGCAGACUGCAGCGUAUCAGCCGCUCUGCUGAGUAGGUGAUUGGCUGCAAUCUGCCGUCCUUCCAGGACCUGUGUGUGUCCAGGACCCUGAGGCGGUCAGGAAAGGUUGUUGACGAUCCCUCUCACCUCAGACACAAACUGUUUGAACCCCUCCCCUCUGGCAGAAGGCUGCGGUCCAUCAGGACCAAAACCUCACACCAGUUUCAGUACCCCACCCUAGACACUACACGUUACAUUAACGCACAUCCUGGACUAAAACCUGUCCAUUGCACACUAUA
Molecule: messenger RNA, 2024 nt
Organism: Perca fluviatilis (European perch)
Lineage: Eukaryota; Metazoa; Chordata; Actinopteri; Perciformes; Percidae
Product: acyl-coenzyme A thioesterase 1-like
Exons: 4
Coding region: 325-1608 (427 amino acids)
Biological process (GO): fatty acid metabolic process; acyl-CoA metabolic process
Molecular function (GO): fatty acyl-CoA hydrolase activity
Source: RefSeq, a predicted model, not a curated record